This is a messenger RNA of Siniperca chuatsi (mandarin fish), 6460 nucleotides long. It is a transcript of the gene per2, whose product is annotated as period circadian clock 2. Gene Ontology annotation, biological process: entrainment of circadian clock by photoperiod; circadian regulation of gene expression; negative regulation of transcription by RNA polymerase II. The transcript has 24 exons. Gene Ontology annotation, molecular function: transcription cis-regulatory region binding; transcription corepressor binding. Bases 264 to 4739 code for a protein of 1491 amino acids. NCBI's taxonomy places the organism in Eukaryota, Metazoa, Chordata, Actinopteri, Centrarchiformes, Sinipercidae. Gene Ontology annotation, cellular component: nucleus; cytoplasm. The record is from RefSeq and is a predicted model, not a curated record.
UAGACCCGGUGUGCCUGGAAACCUGAACGAGAGAGAGCAGUGUGUCAGACUGGCCUUGUACCGGAGGUACCCGAACGCUUUCUCUAGCCGGGAUGCUCUAAAACAAGCCUUUAUAAAGCGAAGACACCGGCAUCAGGAGAGGGUUUGCGUUUUGUGAGAUCAAUCUGCUUCGUCUUUGAUUCACUCCAGCAACACCCUUGUGAAAAUGGGGUGAUUGUGUUCUUUCAUCAUCUAUUUAACUAACCUGGAACAAGCCCGGGGCAAUGAUGUCAGACGAUUCAGACUCCAAGCCCUAUCGCUUCCCGGUGCUGGAGGACGAGGAAGGAAACUCAGAGUGCAGAGUGUCCACCUCAUGCAGCUCCAUGCCAAGGGGGGCCUCAGGGUGCAGCUCCAUGGCACAGCUACACCGGAUGAGUGGCUACAGCCAAGGUGGGCCUGACCUAGGCCUUCCCUCGGAGGGCAGCGACAGCAGCGGUCAGGACCCCCCCGCCUCACCGCACAACCAUCGCAAGAAUGCCCGCUCCCGAUCGCUCCCAGAGGAGGACGUGGAGAUGAAGAGCAGUGGGUCCAGCGGGAGUGGAACCGAAUCACACAGCAAUGAAAGCCACGGCAACGAGAGUCAUGGCAACGAGAGCCACGGCCAUGAGUCGUUGGGCAGCUCCAAUGGCAACAGUAAAGACUCGGCCCUGCUGGAAUCUUCUGAAAGCAACAAGAGCUCGAACUCCCACAGUCCAUCUCCUCCCAGCAGCUCAAAUGCCUUCAGUCUUCUGAGCUCAGAGCAGGACAACCCAUCAACCAGCGGCUGCAGUAGUCAGGAGUCCGCCAAAGCCAAGACCCAGAAGGAGGUGAUUAAAACUCUGAAAGAGCUGAAGCUUCAUCUGCCCGCUGAGAAGAGACACAGUAAAAAGUCUACCACAUUGAACACCCUCAAGUAUGCGCUGCGCUGUGUCAAACAGGUGGAAGCCAAUGAGGAGUAUUACCAGCUGCUGAUGAUCAAUGACAGUCAACCUUCAGGCCUGGAUGUAUCCUCUUAUACGAUAGAGGAGAUAGACAGCAUCACUUCUGAAUACACCCUCAAAAACAACGACAUUUUUGCAGUAGCAGUGUCUCUCAACACGGGAAGGAUAGUCUACAUUUCUGAUCAGGCUGCCUCCAUCCUCAACUGCAAAAGAGAUGUGUUCAAGAACACCAAAUUUGUGGAGUUCCUGACGCCGCAGGAUGUUAGUGUGUUCUACAGCUUCACAACGCCUUACCGACUGCCUUCCUGGAGCAUGUGCACUGGAGCAGAGUCAUCCCCAUCUGACUGCAUGCAGGAGAAGUCCUUCUUCUGUCGUAUCAGUGGUGGUAAGGAGUGUGAGGGCGAUCUUCAGUACUAUCCGUUCCGCAUGACACCCUACCUGAUGAAGGUCCAAGACACAGUACAUGCUGAAGACCAGUUCUGCUGCCUCCUGCUGGCAGAGAGAGUUCACUCUGGAUAUGAUGCACCCAGAAUUCCAACAGACAAACGCAUCUUCACCACCACACACACUCCGAGUUGUGUGUUUCAGGAUGUGGAUGAGAGGGCAGUUCCUCUCCUCGGGUACCUCCCCCAGGACCUGAUUGGCACACCGGUCCUCCGCCACCUGCAUCCCAAUGACCGACCGAUUAUGUUGGCCAUUCACAGAAAGAUUCUUCAAUACGCAGGACAACCAUUUGACCACUCGUCCAUCCGGUUCUGUGCGCGAAAUGGAGAAUACAUCAUUCUUGACACCAGCUGGUCCAGUUUCGUCAACCCCUGGAGCCGCAAGGUCUCCUUCGUUAUUGGGAGACACAAAGUGCGCAUGGGCCCCGUGAAUGAAGAUGUUUUCGUAGCCCCAGCCUCUGCUGUAAGCGAGAUGAAGACCAUGGACUCUGACAUCCAGGAGGUUACUGAGCAGAUCCAUAGGCUCCUGCUACAGCCGGUUCAUAACAGUGGGUCCAGCGGUUAUGGCAGUCUGAACAGAAACGACCACCUUUUGGGCUUGACCUCCUCUAGCGAUAACCUUGACAACGGCAGCGGGAGCAAGACGCGACAAGAGGAUGAGGAAGUGAGCAGCAAAGCCAGACCCCGAACUUUUCAGGAAAUCUGUAAGGGAAUUCAUCUUCAGAAGUGCCAGGAGCAGCACACAACCAAACCAGACAACAAGAAAAACAAUGGCAUAGAGUCUGUACAGAAGAGCCCAGCGGUGGUGCGGCCCAAAGAAUUGGCAGCUCCUCUCAACUAUAGGGAGACCGGUGCCACUAUGGAGGAGAGUAGUUCCUCUUUCCAGGAGGAGAUGGCCGCCAAUGAUCAGACCGUCUACUCCUACCAGCAGAUCAGCUGUCUGGACAGUGUUGUCAGGUACCUGGAGAGCUGUAAUGUUCCCAUCACCAUGAAGAGGAAGUGCCAGUCUUCCUCUAACACCACGUCCUCUAACUCAGAUGAUGACAAACAGAAAGGAUCUAACAGCAUGCAGGUGUCUGAAGAACCAGCCUUGUUGAAGGAUCAGUCUGAUCUCUCCGCUUUGGAUGUUCGAGACAAAAAGUCCAGUGACGCGGCCACAGCGGUAGUGGGCACUUCACUGCCCCUACCUGUACCUAACAAACCAGAAAGUGUGAUGUCCAUAACCAGCCAGUGUAGCUACAGUAGCACCAUAGUGCAUGUUGGGGACAAGAAACCUCAACCAGAGUCAGAAAUCAUAGAGGACGUCCCGGGAACAGGAGAGACGGCAGAAUCCAUCCAGAACCCCGGGCCUCCUCCAUCUGCUGUUUUACCUCCUAGUCAGGAGAGGGAGUCCUACAAGAAACUGGGGUUGACCAAGCAGGUUUUGGCAGCCCAUACGCAGAAGGAGGAGCAGGCCUUUCUGUAUCGCUUCAGAGAGCUUCGUGGACUCUCAGCAAUCAAAGCAAACUGCUCGCAGUACCUGGAGCGCCAGAGAGAACAGAUCGCCAGCGAUGCUGUACCCGCUGUUCGAUCCUGCAAGCAGAGUGCACCGGGUGCAGAGCCCACCACGCGGCGGGGCACACGGAAUAAGAAGACCAAGUCAAAGCGAACGAAGCAGACCCAGUCCUCAGACAGCACAGUGUCCCAUCACAGACAACAGCUGCGGCCUCCUCUUCUAAACCACGGCCUUAACCCAACCUCUUGGUCUCUCUCUGACACCUCACAGUCAACAUUUCCCAUGGCCUACCCCUCCGUGAUACCAGGCUACCCCCUCCAGGUUUACCCCAGAGCCAGUUCCGUAGCGCCCCACACAGAUGGCACUCUACCUGGCUUUAGGGACAGCCAGGCCCCCCAGCCCCCUCCCUGCCCGCCAUCCAUACAUCCUGCUCCCUACACCGCCCACAUGGUUACCCCCAUUAUGGCCGUUGUGCUGCCCAACUACAUGUACCCUCCAAUGGCCCCCGGCCCGCUACCACCACAGCCAGUGUACCACACAGAGACUGGUGGCUUCCCCACCCAAACACAGCCUUUUUGUCAGGCUGCCUUUCCAGGCCAAGACCCCUUCACAGCUCCACCUUCUUUCAGCGUUCAGGACCAGUUCAACUCCCAGAACCACUUUGCUCCUCAGGCAGGCUACCCGACCCCAUCGUUCUACUUCCCUCCAUCCUCAGAAACCCCAAAGGCUCCCGUGGAGGGCCAGUCUCGCUCCUCUACGCCACAGUCUGGAGGAGGUGGAGCCCCGGAAUCCCCACCCCUGUUCCAGUCUCGCUGCAGCUCACCCCUCAACCUGCUAGAGCUGGAGCUGUCUGUGGACAGACAGGACAGCACAGUGCUCUCCGCUGGAGGACAAGGAAAUAAUACGGCUGAGCGGGAGAAAGGAGCAAGUGGCAGCCAGGCCAAGGAGAGGGAGCUGAAGCAGCCAUCUCUCAGUCUCCUUGGUCCACCUGGACCCUUGUAUUGCGAGGGCACGCCCUGUGUCUGUGAGCGUUUGUCUUGGGAUAAAUGGGGCUCUAGGCUGAGGGCUUGCAGCAAAGAGGCAAGUUCACGUGGGGAUGGGAACAACAGUGAUGCCAACUCUUUGUCCAGCGACAUGUUGGACAUAAUUCUCCAUGAGGACUCCUGCUCAGGCACUGGCUCAGCCACCUCGGGGUCCAUGGGCUCAGGGUCCAACGGCUGUGGAACUUCAGCCAGCGGGACAUCUAAGAGCAGGACGUCAGCCAGUGGAGCCUCGGCUAGUGGGGCCUCAGGCAGUGGAACAGGAAGCAACAACAGUAGUAAUUACUUUGGCAGCGUGGAUUCGUCCCAGAACAGCCAGAAGGUCAACGGUCACUUGAGCAGCAGCGAGGGAAGGCUGGUGGAGAUGGGGCAGAGCGAACACUUCAUCAAGUAUGUACUGCAGGACCCGCUGUGGCUGCUCAUGGCCAACACCGAUGACAAGGUCAUGAUGACCUAUCAACUGCCCUCGCGUGACAUCCAGAAGGUGCUCAGUGAGGACAGAGAGAAGCUGAGGCUGCUGCAGAAGAGCCAGCCGCGCUUCUCAGAGGAGCAGAGGAAGGAGCUGAUGGAGGUCCACCCCUGGAUAAAGAAGGGAGGUCUGCCCGAGGCGAUAGACAUCAAGGUGUGCUCCUGCUGUGACAGCGCCUCAGAGGCAGCGGUGGCGGCUGAGGAUCAACCAGACCUGGACAUCGGUGAUAUAGAGACGGGGGAGGUCGGCUACCAGCGGAGGUCCGGAGACGAACCUUCAAACACUGUUAUCAUUUCCUGCCACGGCCCCUCUCCUGGCUCCACAACCAGCUAGACAAUAAACUCUGCAAGACUUUCAGAGUGACAUUCACUGACUGUCAGCCUCUUGCUCUGCACGAGAGUGAAGAGGGACCUACUUAAUAUAAAGCAUCAUACAGGCCCACACAAAAUUCUUCAUUACUGUCUCUGUCUUGCUGUUGUUGUUGUACCUGUUUAGAAGUCAGGGAAAAACUGGCUCAAACAGUUAAGACGUGUGUAGAAUUUGAAUAUACGUAGUGGACAUCAAAUUACAUUUUAUAUACUUAUAAGCUGCAUGAGGGGGAUUGUUUUGUUGCAAGCGGGAAGUGCUGGGCUCUAUGACCUAUGUAUGUUCAGCCUUUAACAAUGUGCAGCACCGAGGGGAAGCGUUUUAUGCACUGAUUAGGAGAAGCAGAGCCCAAUAAGGGAAAUACAAUAUGUGCACAUACACCAGGCAGCACAGUGAAGGUCAAACAAACAUCAACGAACUGGAGGCUGCUUUAUUCACAUGCCAGGAAGUGACUCGGUGGUGUUCUAACUGCUGCGGUUAAUGAAUUAAUUAAGUAUUAUGUGACAUGAUUUCCUCAGUUGCUGUACCUGAGGAACAACAACAACAACUACAUCAGCAUGUGGUGAGAACAGGGGGAGUUAAGUCAACUCAGUUUCAGUCACUCCUGUCAUUCAUACCCAUCAAGCACCAAAUGAACGCAUGAAGUGCAUUUUGUGGGUUGCUGGAAGAAAAACAAGAAUGAGACUCCUGUACUUCUGCUCGACUUGCCCAAAUUAAUUUCUGCUGUGUUGCAUAUAGUCACAAGGAUGAACUUAAAGUGCAAAACACAAACUUGCUCCCAUAUACAGUAGUUAGCAGGCAUGGACUUUUCACCACCUCCAUCCAUGCUCUGAUAUCGUCACUUAACUUAGAAAGACAAUCUGGUGCAACACGUACUCCCUGUGUCACAUGUUACCUAAUGUAGCUUUGGGUUUUCACUCUUUAUUUGUAUUUCCAUUCAUUAGUUUCUUACUAAAUGCAGUUUCAGCUGUGAAACUUUCACAUGCUUUGAUUUCACAGAUGCCUCUCAUGUAAAGAAAGUGUAUUUAUCGCAUUUCAAUGCCUGUGUGAAUGUUUGUCUUUGACUCAACACAUAUAUAUUUUUGCAUACAAUAAUUGUUUGUGUAUAAAGAGAUUUUAAGUUUUUAAGAAAAACCAGCUCAAGCAGGACCAAGAUGAUUAAUAUUUACUGUAAAUACUAUUUUAAAAUUGUAAGUUUUGUUCACCAAUUCCCACCAUGGACUGAAAUAUGUAUGUAGUAUGUUGUUUAUGGUGGGUGAUAAAUAUAAAGUGAGGAGAAUAUUGAUGUUUUCCCCAGUUUAAACGUGUGCCACAUGGCACAUAAAAUGGACUGAUGUUGGCCCUCAUAAAUAUGGAAAAGAGCAUCCUGUGGAAGUGACUGAAGCUGAUUACUGUUCAGAACAAACAUGUGGUCACUUCAGAAGUCAAAGUUUAGGGUUAUUGCACGGUAUAAAGCAGCUCAGACAGAUGUCAAGUGGCUGUGUGGAGAGCUUUCCUUCACUUUGAAGCUUUUAGAAGAAACUGUUUCUUGGCAACUUGAACAUGUCCUGAAUUUGUCAUUUGUCUUUUUGUUAUUGAACAGACACUGACAACAAUGCACCUUAUUAUUUAUUUUUCCCCCUUCUUAUUUGUAAUGCAAGAUAUUCUGUUCUGGUAAAUUUUCUCUAAAUAAAAUGUUGCCUACUUUA